AUGUUUGUUCCCUACCAACUACACAACAGUCAUGAUUCACAUUUGGGUAUUCAACAAAUGCUCAGUAAAAUUUCUCUUGAGUUCUGGUGGUCAAACAUGGUUCAAGGUGUGACUACCUUCAUUUCCAGCUGCGCUGCUUCUCAGCAGAAUCAAAGUACAAAAGACUAUUCAAUAGCAAUGUGGAAUAAGGAUAGUCCUUGGGAAUGUUUUCAUAUGGAUUGGGCUUUCAUGAACUGCAUUGGCAAUUUACUCACUGUUGUCAGUUCGUAUUCCAACUAUAUCGAUGCCAUCCGUUGCAUCUCAUCCAAAAAGAAAAAUGUACCAAAGUGCUUGAUGCGUCUCUUUGGUCUGUCUGGACUCUCAAAAGUUACCGUAUCAGACAGUGCAUCUGAAUUUACAGUAUUGAAAGGUUGGUUAUCGACACCUACUGAUCAUCCACAGUCAAAUGGGCGACCUGAGCAAGCUGUCCAUACCAUCAAACAUGCUUUAUUUGCAUGGAAUCCACUUGCUGACGACUGGUAUCCCUAUUUACUCAAUCAUCAAUCUUCAAGAGGCAGGAAAGCUGCUUCUCCUGGGGAAAGAUUAUUUGGAAGACCAUUACAUACCAGUUGCAAUCCAUGA
Octopus sinensis (East Asian common octopus) is the source of this 621-nucleotide messenger RNA. RefSeq lists its product as uncharacterized. The transcript has a single exon. The coding region runs from base 1 to 621 and encodes 206 amino acids. Gene Ontology annotation, molecular function: nucleic acid binding. The record is from RefSeq and is a predicted model, not a curated record. NCBI's taxonomy places the organism in Eukaryota, Metazoa, Mollusca, Cephalopoda, Octopoda, Octopodidae.